AUUAUUUUUUAUUUCUCUUUGAAAAGCUUUGCUUUUAAACAAUGCUUUUUAGCUGCACAGUUUCAGUCAGAGAGAUGGAGAUGUUCCGUUCACUUCUGCUGUUGGUCGUCGUCACCUGGUACUGCUCAGCUGAGAAGCCCCCCAACCUUCCUUUGAUCCGUCUGAAUUCGGUUUUGUUGCUAAACCAAUCAGAGCAGGUCCUCAGGGCUGGCUCCGCCUUCUCCCUCAGUUGUCAAGGUAACGGAUCGGUGCGUUGGUCAAUUUCGGCGUUCAGUCUUCGUUACGACGAUGGGCUCCCUGAACAAAUAGAUGUGCGGAGGUCCGGGCUGCGACACACUGGUACGUACAGCUGCACAGACUCCACCCACAAACACACCUGGAUUCACCUCUACAUCACAGAUCCAGGUCUUGCUCCGAGCAGCUACUGGGUGACACCACGCUCCAUACCCAAUGUUAAAGAAGGUGAGGACUUCCUGUGGGAGUGUCAGCCAACAGACCCCUCCCUCACCAACCUCACCCUGCAAUCAGAAGACAGAGGACAGGGCUUACCGCUGGGCAUGAACGUGACCUUUGACCCUCAUAAGGGGGCCCUGAUCCAGAAUGUCCAAAGAUCAUUCAACGGUCGGUACGUAUGUUCAGGACUAAAGGACGGGACACGGGUCUGGUCCACGUCGUUGGACCUGAUGGUGCUUCCAAGACUUCAUACACCUGAUCUGUCCCUCAGUCAGACAGAUUUUGUUCGUCUCCAAGGUGAACAGUUCCAGGUCACUUGUCUUGGCAGUAGCCCCUCCCCCUUCUUCAACGUCUCGUGGACACACCCUGGUAUAAAGGCGCUGAAUGUGUCCGUCAAUCGUUUCUACAGUAAUGGACUCAUGCACGUGAACAGCAGCGUGCACGUGUCAGCUGUCACUCACAGACACUGUGGGAUGUUCUUAUGCAUGGCUGUCAAUGAGGUGGGCGUGGUCAAGGCAUCGGUGAAGCUGAGAGUUCUGGCUCAUCCCUUCAUCAUCAUCUACCUGCUGUUGCAUGCUAACGCUAACGUUAGCAGUGAAGUGAAUGCUAAUGUUAGUAGCAUGCCAAGUGCUGACAGAAGCAUGGUCGCUUACCUUAUUUCUAAUGUAACCGGCCUGAAUGCUACUAGCAUUGUUAACGUUAGCGGCAGCCGCAGAGUGGAGGUUUACGAAGGCCACGAUGUCUUGUUAAUGUUUGUGAUUGAGGCGUAUCCUCCAAUCAGGAGCCACGUCUGGACAAUGCCACGAGAACAAAAUGGCAGAAUUAAACAUGAAGAAAGCUACAACAUCAAAGACUAUAGGUCAGAAUUCAGCCUGUUGCUACGGCGCCCUCGUCUGGAAGAUCAAGGUCUUUAUUUGUUUAACUUUUCAAACGCCUUCUUCAGCGGCUGUCAGAGUUUGAAGCUUCUAAUCUUCCGUUCUCCACAGACUGUUCUUCAUCUCCUCAAUGACACUCUGACCUGCAGCAGCUCUGGACUUCCUCCUCCCACCCUGCUGUGGUUUGUCUGUCCAUCCACUCAGCAAACGUGUGGAAAUGCCUCGACCUAUCAGGUGCCUUCGGCUGAUGUGACCUCACAGGGAGAGAAAGUAACAUCACGUCUCCAGCUGUCAGAAGACGAUGAUGUCACUGUGGAGUGUGUGGCCUAUAACAGUCUUGGAGAGUCGCGUCAGGCAUUAAGUCACCGUUUUAAUCUAGCCACGCCCACAAUCCUCUCGCCAGCUCUGAUUGGUGCUGUGAGUGCGAUAGCUGCCUUCUCCCUCCUGCUGCUCAUCAUCUCCUUCAGGUGGAAACAGAAGCCCAGGUACGAGAUCCGUUGGAAAAUCAUAGAGAGCUCUGAUGGAAACAACUACACCUUCUUUGACCCCGCCCACCUGCCGUACAACUACAAGUGGGAGUUUCCACGAGACAAACUCCGCCUGGGCCCAGUUCUUGGUUCUGGAGCAUUCGGGAAGGUGGUGGAAGCGACGGCGUACGGACUGGGAACCGGUGACAAUGUGACCAGAGUUGCGGUGAAAAUGCUGAAACCAAGUGCACUCUCUGAAGAACGCGAUGCUCUUAUGUCGGAGCUGAAGAUCCUCAGUCACUUGGGUUACCAUGACAACAUUGUCAACCUGCUCGGAGCCUGCACUACAGGGGGGCCCAUGCUGAUGAUCACCGAGUACUGUCUCCAUGGUGACCUGCUCAACUUCCUGAGAACUCAUGCUCAGGACUUCCUGUUGGCUGAGGUGCACUACAAGAACAUGACUGUGGUCUACAACAGCCGUGUCAGGAGGUCAGAGUUGCUUGUUCUGCUGAGGUCAACAACAAGUUCCUACAGAAGAUUAGAACCUUCAAUCUUCUUCUCCUAUUGCAGUGACAGCGGGAUCUCGUGUUCCUCAGACACAGAUUUGUUGCCAGUUCAAAGUCCAACAAACCAUGCUGUGCAGAUGGAUGUGAUCUCUGUAGUCGAUCUUCUCAAGUUUUCCUAUGAGGUGUCUCAGGGUCUGGACUUCCUGUCCAACAGGAAUUGCAUUCAUAGAGACGUAGCAGCGAGAAAUGUCCUCCUGACUGACCGUUGUGUCGCCAAAAUCUGUGACUUUGGUUUGGCUCGAGACAUUCGUGAUGAUGACAGUUACAUCGUUCAAGGAAACGCUCGACUUCCUGUCAAAUGGAUGGCUCCAGAGAGUAUCUUCGAAUGUGUCUACACGCUGCAGAGUGAUGUUUGGUCCUACGGAGUUUUGCUCUGGGAAAUCUUCUCUCUAGGUAAGAGUCCAUAUCCAAAUGUCCCUGUUGAUUCCAAAUUCUACAAGAUGAUCAAAGAUGGACAACAUAUGACUGCUCCUGACUUUGCUUCUGCAGAGAUGUACCAGCUGAUGAAACAGUGCUGGAGUCUAGAACCCAGGUAUAGACCCACCUUCAAAACUAUUGGUCAGAUCAUUCGCAGACUCCUUCCCUCAACCAGUGACAUGACAGCACAUCAAAGCCACAAGGUCACGUACACCAAUGUGGACGUGUGUCGAGAGGAAGAUGAGGAGGCAGGAGACGAAUCUAGAGGAGGAGCAGAGCUCUGUGAUGAUGAAAAUGAAGAACAGGAGCCGAUGAUGAAGAACUUCUAUCAGCACUUCCAAUCUUCUCUACCAACCCCUGACCAGGACCAAGACCAGGACCAGAACUAAGACCAGAACAAAGACCAGGACCAGCACAGUCUCCAAAACCUUUAAAAAAACACCUAGACUUACACAAUUAGGUCUAUGAUCUGUAUGAAGACCAUGACCAGAGUCAGUAUCCAGACCACAGAGGAACUAAAGGACCAUGAACAGGUCUGGAGUCAAUAACAAGUCCAGGACCAAUCACAGGACCAGGAUGAAAAACAGGGUCCAGGACCAGGCCUUAUGUCCAAAUCUAAUACAGAUAGGAUAUUUUGUUGAGGUUAUUGAGAGAAAUCUGAUAAAUAAAUGCAACAGUUUCUAAA
Cynoglossus semilaevis (tongue sole) is the source of this 3463-nucleotide messenger RNA. It is a transcript of the gene csf1rb, whose product is annotated as colony stimulating factor 1 receptor, b. Bases 42 to 3167 code for a protein of 1041 amino acids. NCBI's taxonomy places the organism in Eukaryota, Metazoa, Chordata, Actinopteri, Pleuronectiformes, Cynoglossidae. Gene Ontology annotation, molecular function: ATP binding; macrophage colony-stimulating factor receptor activity; growth factor binding. Gene Ontology annotation, biological process: protein phosphorylation; positive regulation of kinase activity; regulation of MAPK cascade. Gene Ontology annotation, cellular component: signaling receptor complex; plasma membrane; CSF1-CSF1R complex. The record is from RefSeq and is a predicted model, not a curated record. The transcript is spliced from 22 exons.